Messenger RNA from Porites evermanni, 954 nucleotides. The record is from the annotation of a GenBank genome assembly. NCBI's taxonomy places the organism in Eukaryota, Metazoa, Cnidaria, Anthozoa, Scleractinia, Poritidae.
AUGGAAAACGUGACAACAUCAUCUGCCACAGUCCCGGACGGUAUCCGAAUCGGAGUUUGUGGUUUGGUGGGUGCCUUAUAUCUAAGUGCAUCAAUCGUCACGGUUACAUUCAACGGCCUGUUGCUGUACGUGAUAUUCAAGGAUCCGCUAAAAUGCUUUCGGCGACCAUUUGCAGUGUACAUGACGGGAUUGGCGAUGACCGAUUUUCUGUUUGGCGCCGUUCUUGACCCGCUUUCAGCAAGGAUAGAAUUCUACUGUGUCAAGAACAAAGACGGCGAAACAACUUUUUACCACAUCAUCGAUUAUUUUAUUGAUAACUCUGCUACCGUGUUGAUAUUUGCCGUGUCAGUUGACAGGCUUCUUGCUGUCGCUUUUCCAAUUUUUUACCGCGUCUCCGUCAAGAACACUCACGCGGCCAUUGUCAUUGUUUGCGCCUGGUUUUAUUGCAUGGCGUUCAGUUUAAUUCAGCUAGCGGACGUCGCUGAUGAAAUUUACGACACGGUGGAUGUUCAUAUGUUUGUUACCUUUGCCCUAACGACUGAUGGAAUUAUUUACCUUUUUAUCUAUCUCAUUUUACGCAAAAGAAGAAAAGUCUUUCCAGGAAGAGACGAAACAUCUCAAAAAGAUGAAGAACAACUUAGGCGUCUGAACAGCGAGAAAGAAUUCGCCUUCACUGCGUUCCUGAUACUUCUUGCUUUGGUAAUAACCCAGAUCCCCUAUCUUGUAAUAACAGUUAUUGAGGCAAACUGCCAAAGUUGUACUGAAACCACAUGGUUUUUCGUAUGCCACGAGUUUGCAGACUUCCUUUUAUGCCUGAGUGCUAUUGCAAACCCUUAUCUAUAUGGAUGGCGAGUGAAGCAGUCGAGGGAUUCAUUAAUGGCAGUGUUCUGUAGAUCACGCUUAGAACCCGCAGAUCUGGAAAUUUCACAAAAUACAAACGAAACAAGAAAUUAA